AGACAGCCGUGGCCCCCCUCCCCUCGGGCGCCUGGCGCACCGGGGUGAGCGGAGGCCCCGAAAACGCGGCGGCGAGCGGCGAAACCCGCCGCGCGCGAGCGGAGCCCGGGUGUGCGCGCUUGGUGCCAUGGGCCCGCCCAGCCAGGGGAUCGGCGACGCCGUCGGGCCGCCCCCCGAGGUCGGCGGCGGCGAGGGCCCACAGCACACCGUCCGGAGCUGUGUGGUCAGCCAGCUACGCAAGACGAGGCUGUGCAAGUACAGCCCCAAGGGCACCUGCAAGUACGGCAGCCAGUGCACCUACGCGCACUCUGAGACCGAGCUCCACGCCAGCCCCGACCUGAGCAAGACCAGGCUUUGCACGGCGUUCCAGCUGGAGGGCUGGUGUAACGACGCCAGCUGCAUGUUCGCGCAUGGGGAGGAGGAGCUCCGCUCCACGAACAUGUUCUACCGCAAGACGCUGUGCAUCUGGAACGAGCGGGGUCCCGGCCACUGCCGCAACGGCGACAAGUGCCGCUUCGCUCACGGCCGCGAGCAGCUUCAGCGCGGCCCCGAGGACGGCAGGCCGAGGCAGCCCCCGCCCAGCCGCGCCGCGGCCGAGAGGCAGCCCGCCCGGGGCCACGGCGCGGCGCGGGCGGCGGCCAGGCCCGCGCCGCAGGUCUACCCCGUGGCCCCCAGCGGCGACGAGCACCCGGCGUCGGCCUCGAUGGCGGCGGCCUACGCCGCUGCGGCCGCGGGGCCGAGCAUGCCCAACAUCGCGCAGCAGCUGGAGUCCCUCUGCCACCAGAUCACGGCGCUGACCGUGCAGUGCAACCGCAUGUCCAUGGCGGGGGGCGGCGGCCAGUACCCGAGGAGUUACUCCGUCGGCUACGGGGGCGGCGACCCGCGCGCGCCGCUGCCCUGCGUGAUGGCGCCAACUGCGGGCACCGCGCUCAGAGCAAUUGGAUACAAUCCCAUGUGGGCGAACGGAUUGAGAAUGCAGGAGAUUUUGCAUCACACGACGAACUACGACGCGGUGCUGCUCUGUGGUACACAGACGGUGUGCCGCAAGGCCGAGGGCGUCCUGCGGGGCUUGGCAGUGCGCAUCCAGAAGGGCGCGAUCGACAUUACUUACGGUGUAUUGUAUUACCCGCCCCAGCCACGCUCGCACCAGGAGAAUGGAGUUUAUCACGAGACGGUGAAGUCACUCACACGCUGGUGGCGAUCGGUAUUGAUGGCUCUUCCGUGUCGCACCCUGCCGCUGUUCUACUCGGAUGUUAACGACGGCAUCGGAGCGCAGGUGAAGGCUGGAGUCUGCUACGAGAAGGACGCUGGGGCAUUGCCACCCGCGCCGCCGCCGCGGCAUUGCGGAGAUGCGAUGAUGGCGGCCAUCCUGAGGGGCGAGAAGAAGCCAGAGUUUUUACGAGAAGUUACACGACAGCUGAGCGACAAGGAAGAGCAUCUGCGAUCUCUGGCCGACCAGAAUUCGCCUGGCGCCCUUUGGGAGGCGCUGGAGACCAUCAUGACGACGGCGGGUCGGCGGCAGUUCUUCGCCUUCUACCUGUGCGACUACGGGGCCUGCUGCUGCCUCGCUAGAACGGGGGCCUAA
Messenger RNA from Prorocentrum cordatum, 1585 nucleotides. The record is from the annotation of a GenBank genome assembly. NCBI's taxonomy places the organism in Eukaryota, Dinophyceae, Prorocentrales, Prorocentraceae.